Messenger RNA from Neltuma alba, 2280 nucleotides. Its product is annotated as subtilisin-like protease Glyma18g48580. The transcript has 11 exons. NCBI's taxonomy places the organism in Eukaryota, Viridiplantae, Streptophyta, Magnoliopsida, Fabales, Fabaceae. Gene Ontology annotation, molecular function: serine-type endopeptidase activity. The coding region runs from base 1 to 2061 and encodes 686 amino acids. The record is from RefSeq and is a predicted model, not a curated record. Gene Ontology annotation, biological process: proteolysis.
AUGGGUCUAAAUCUUCAAGGCUCAACUAUGUUUCACCUUCUUCUUUCGUCAUUUCUGAUCUGCAGCUUGGUACACCUGCAACAACCUGCCUAUGCCAUUAAAAAGCCAUACAUUGUAUACUUGGGAUCACAUUCUCAUGGUCCAAAACCUUCCUCUGCUGAUAUGGACUUUGCCACAACUUCCCAUUAUAAUUUCCUUGCCUCGGUCUUAGGAAGCCAUGAAAGGGCCAAAGAAGCCAUCUUUUACUCAUAUAACCGGCACAUCAAUGGCUUUGCUGCAUUACUUGAAGAUGAUGAGGCAGCAGAGAUCAAGAAAAAUCCAAAAGUAGUGUCAGUGUUCUUGAGCCAAUCGCAUAAGGUGCAUACAACCAGGUCAUGGGAGUUUCUAGGACAAGAAAGAAACGGAAGAGUCAGAGCUGACUCAGCUUGGGUCAAAGGAAGAUUUGGUCAAAAUGUGAUUAUUGGCAGUCUCGACACCGGUGUUUGGCCAGAAUCCAGAAGCUUCAGAGAUGAUGGGUACGGUCCCAUUCCAAGGAAGUGGCGCGGUGGAUCAAAAUGCGAGCUUUAUAGUCCACGUAACAGAACUCUUUGCAACAGGAAACUCCUUGGAGCAAAAACCUUCUACAAAGGGUACCAGAUAAAACACGGGAGCCUUGACCAUACAAGCGCUCGUGACUUUGCCGGACACGGAACCCAUAUUUUGUCAACGGCCGGCGGCAACUUCGUUCGAAAAGUAAGUGUUCUCAACAAUGGGAAUGGAACAGCCAAGGGAGGAUCUCCAAGAGCUCGUCUUGCUGUGUACAAGGUUUGCUGGGGGAGUCAUGGUUCUGAACGUUGCACUGAUGAAGAUCUGAUAUAUGCUUUUGAUCAAGCCAUCGAUGAUGGCGUUGAUAUUCUCUGCGUUUCGCUUGGUUCGGCGACUCCUCUGCAUAUUGAUGACUGGUCCAUGGGUGGCAUCUCCAUAGGAUCGUUCCAUGCGGUUGCCAGAGGAAUCGUGGUUGUUGUCCCGGCGGGCAAUGACGGGCCAAAACUUCAGACUGUUUUCUCCGUGGAGCCUUGGAUCUUCACUGUUGCUGCUGGCUCCAUAGACAGAGAAUUCAGCAGUAAUAUUACUCGUAGUAAUGGCCAACGCUUUAAGGGCACAAGUCUUGCCCCGAACUCGUCAUCUCAGAGGAACCCAUUUGCAUUUAUGAAAAAUGCAAAAACAAUUAUACCAGUAAGACCAGCUCCAAGAGUUUCUGCAUUCUCAGCAAGGGGACCCAACAUGAUUUUUCCCUCAAUUCUCAAGCCCGAUCUAACUGCACCAGGCCAGGAUAUAAUUGCUGCUUAUUCACCUGUUGCAAGUCCUACAGGCCUAGAUUCAGAUGAAGCUCACUUUGACUAUAAUAUUCUAUCCGGAACUUCCAUGGCAUGUGCUCAUGUUUCUGGUAUUGCUGGUCUUCUAAAAAAUCAUCAUCCUAAUUGGAGUCCUGCAAUGAUCAAAUCAGCAAUCAUGACCACUGCAAGCAUACUGGAUAACACCUUUAGACAGAUUCUGGAUCAACAGGAUGGUCGAGUAGCAACUCCAUUUCAUUAUGGUGCAGGCUUUGUCAGACCCAACCUUGCUAUGGACCCUGGACUUGUUUAUGAUCUCAGCCCUUCUGAUUACCUGAACUUUUUAUGCUUUUCUCGUUACGAGGGAGUAUUACUUCAAGUCUUUAAUUAUAAUAGGCCAUACAGAUGUCCAAGGUCUUACAAACUAGAAGAUUUUAAUUACCCUUCUAUCACAUUGCCUUUUCUGGGUAUGAAACCUGUAAAUGUUACUCGUAUGGUAACAAAUGUUGGGCCUCCAAGUACGUACACUGUAAAUGUCAAAGCCCCUCGAGGAGUUAAGGUUGUUGUUCUUCCAAGAACUUUGACUUUUCAGAGGACAAACCAAAAGAAGAGCUAUAUGGUUAUUUUGCAGGCAUCAAGUUUAGCCCAAACUUCAGACCCUUCAUUUGGAGAGUUGACUUGGACUGAUGGCAAGCACAAAGUGAGAAGUCCCAUAGUAAUCCCUCAAUAUGAGAAAAUGGCUAUAUAGAAUUCAAUGUGUCCAAUCCUUUGUUUUUGCGAAAUAGUGAGGUACUAGUGUUAAUUAGUGUGUGCUCAUAUAUGAGUCCCAAAAGAGACAUCUUUGUCAAUAGGGAAAGCCACGCAUCUCGAACCAGAUUAGCCGGAUGAUAGUAUAAAAAAAAUGUGUGCUCAGUGUGUGGAUGUACUCAUCUUUGUCAUUUUACAAUAAAGUGGCUAGCGUAUUCGA